GCGGGGCCGGGGGGCGGGAGAUGCGCGCGUGCCGCCGCCGCCGCUCGGGCUGCGAGGCGCUGCCGGGAGUCGCUGGGCGCGCUGCGCGGGGCCAUGUGGACCUUCCUGGGCAUCGCCUCCUUCGUCUACGUCUACAAGAAGUGCGGGGACCUGCUGAGCGGCGCGCACAAGGAGCUGGCGCUGGCCGCGCUGCUCUUCCUCUCGCUCGGCUGGCUGCUGUCGUCCCGCUGCCGCAAGCGGCCCCGGGCCCUGCUCUCCGCCCUGCCCCUCGUCGGCUUCCUCUGGGACGGCUCCGGCGACAGCUCCAGCUCCCAGCCGCCCGGCCGCCCCCGGGCCCCGCAGGGUAAAAGAGGAGUAAACUUCUUGGAACCAGUUCUAACAGAAGCUACUGCAAAUAUGACAUUAGUGUCUCAAAAUGAGCCAGAAGUUAUCAUCGUUGGUUCAGGUGUACUUGGUUCUGCUUUGGCUGCAGUUUUGUCAAGAGAUGGAAGAAAGGUGACGGUAAUAGAGAGGGAUUUGAAGGAACCUGACAGGAUAGUUGGAGAAUUGUUACAACCAGGGGGCUAUAAUGCUCUUAUGGACCUGGGUCUUGAAGAUACGGUGGAAGGUCUUGAUGCUUAUGUAGUACAUGGUUACAUAAUUCAUGAUCGAGAGAGUAAAACGGAGGUUGAAAUUCCUUAUCCAAAGUCAACAGAUGGUCAGGUGCAAAGUGGAAGAGCAUUUCAUCAUGGGCGGUUCAUCAUGGCUCUCCGAAAGGCAGCCCUGGCAGAACCCAACACCCAUUUCAUUGAAGGGACUGUAUUGCAAUUACUUGAGGAAGAUGAUUGCGUGAUGGGUGUUCAGUACAAGGAUAAAGAAACCGGAGAUACUAAGGAACUCCAUGCACCUCUGACAAUUGUUGCUGAUGGACUUUUCUCCAAAUUUAGGAAAAAUCUGAUUUCCAAUAAAGUUACUGUCUCAUCUCAUUUUAUUGGCUGUAUAUUGAAGGAUGCACCACAGUUUAAAGCGAAUCACGCUGAACUUGUUUUAGCUAAUCCUAGUCCAGUACUAGUCUACCAGAUUUCUUCAAAUGAGACUCGAGUGCUUGUUGACAUUCGAGGAGAAAUGCCAAAAAAUAUCAGAGAGUACAUGACUGAGAAAAUACUUCCACAGCUACCUGAACAUUUAAAAGAACCGUUCCUGAUAGCUGUUCAGAAUGAUCGUUUGAGGACCAUGCCAGCAAGCUUCCUACCUCCUUCGCCAGUCAACAAAAGAGGUGUUCUCCUUUUGGGAGAUGCAUAUAAUAUGAGGCACCCUCUAACAGGUGGAGGAAUGAGUGUUAUUCUGAAUGACAUUAAAAUAUGGAGAAGCUUGCUUCAGGACAUUCCAGACCUUUAUGAAGAUUCUGCUGUUCUGCAGGCAAAAAAUGCAUUUUACUGGUCAAGAAAAAGGUCUCAUUCUUUUGUAGUGAAUGUUCUUGCUCAGGCCCUUUAUGAACUGUUUGCUGCUACAGAUGAUUCUCUACAUCAACUCAGGAAAGCCUGUUUCCAUUACUUCAGACUUGGUGGAGAGUGUGUCUCUGGUCCAGUUGGAUUGCUGUCUGUGUUAUCUCCUAAACCAAUGGUGUUGAUUGGUCAUUUCUUUGCUGUUGCUCUGUAUGCUGUUUAUUUUUGCUUUAAGUCAGAAUCCUGGAUCACCAAGCCACGGGCAUUUUUCAGUGGUGGAGCUGUACUUUACCGGGCUUGCUGUGUACUUUUUCCACUUGUUUACUCAGAAAUGAAGUACUUAGCCUACUAAAUUUUAAAUGACUGGAGAAAGAAUACAUUUUAGGGGAAAAUGAAUGGAGAAACUCACCAAGCCUUUAAAAUCUUUUGGACACGUACUGUUCAGUACUGUUUUAUAUUCUCUUCUUUAAAACCCAGCCCUUUUGUUCAGGAUUUAACUUAAUUUUAUUCCUGUCGGUAAAUGUACAUAUAAAUAUGUAAAUAUGUUUUCCUUUACAGUUUAAGUUAAAAAAAUCAGUUAGCCAUGAGUAACUAUCAACCUAUGGUAGAUACGUGCGAGUUCUGGCAGAGAGCAGUUGCCUCACUUUAUUCAUUGCAUGGAAUGAGCCAUUAAUGUUGAUAAUAUUAAUAAACUGAAGAGUGAACAACUUAAACCAUUUGCUGCUAUUCUACUUCAUGCUUUUUCUGUUCAGUACUUCCAUAGAACAUUUUCUUUAUUACUGAGAGAUAUGUAGGAAAUCAAAUUUUUCCUCAGCAGCAUGUCACAUGCAUUUUCCUGUCAAUCUGUAUUCUUUUCAACAUCAUCUUUAAUAAUGCUUUCUUUUGUUACUCUUGCGUAUUUUUAUUUUAUCCCCAGGAUUCUUUUGAUUGCUUUACAUAUCCUUGGAUGACUCUUUCAUUUUGAUUUGCCCAAAAUGACCAUAUAUCAGUGUAGCCAAGAGAUUGGAGAGCAAUGACAGAUUUCACUUUUUUCUUUAGCAUUUACAAAUAAAGGGACUAGAUCUUCAAACAAUGAGAUUAUGUAACUGUAUAUAAACAUAACCAACUUGGUUUCUUGGACUGUGAAGAAUAGUAAUGGAGAGACUUUUAAUACAUUAUUUGAUAAAUAUUUCCAAUGACCAGUUUUUCCUGUGAAAACAAAAAUAUGUAUAUUUUUUUAACCAAUGUCUCUUUUGAUACCCUUUUGAAAUUAAACAUUGACACAUUAAUGAUGUAGGGGCAAAACAAUAUUUAAAAAUACUGUUAUGUGUGAAAAUUAAAUAAUGCCACUUUAGGGGUAUUCAAAGUUUGCAGAAUUUAUAUUUGAGCCUUUUCAGAAUUUAUGCCAAUUUUGGAAAAAUUAUUGAUGUUUUAUGUAUUCCAAGUUUAAUUUUUCUUUAAAUAUUCUUUGCAAUCAGUCCCCUGCAAGCCAUGGGUUAAUGAUCCCAAACCAAAUAUGCACCCUCAGCUAAAUUAAAUAAAGAGUGAUGGUACUUUA
Molecule: messenger RNA, 2961 nt
Organism: Alligator mississippiensis (American alligator)
Lineage: Eukaryota; Metazoa; Chordata; Crocodylia; Alligatoridae
Gene: SQLE
Product: squalene epoxidase
Exons: 11
Coding region: 94-1776 (560 amino acids)
Biological process (GO): sterol biosynthetic process; cholesterol metabolic process
Cellular component (GO): endoplasmic reticulum; membrane
Molecular function (GO): flavin adenine dinucleotide binding; squalene monooxygenase activity
Source: RefSeq, a predicted model, not a curated record